CCAUCACAUGAUCAUUUAUUAUACACGUUUAAUAUAUUUGUAUUUUUGUAACAUAAAUGUUCAACCUAUCGUAAUUAAAAACACUUGUUAUUGAGAGUGUUUUCAGAUCUGUAGCCUAUGUCGCUAUAUACUUUAAGAACAAAAAGAGUCUCUUUGACAAAUCUGAAUAAUUGAAAGGGCUUUCCUGUCUCUACAACAGCGCGAAUCUCUUAGCAACGGUACACACCUCCAGGCAACGAGCCUGUAACGUGGUGCAAUGCGGUCUACAUAGAACAAUUGAUAGUAAAAUGAUGGAAAGGUGAUUGGCCGGCCUCUCUCUGACCCCGCCCACGCUACCAGGCGGCUCUGUGUACACAAUCCAGACUGAAUGAAACUUUCUCUCUUCUAUUCCAGGGAUGCAGCAAUAAAUUUUCUACGCCAUGCCGCCAAAGAAAAAAGGGAAAGCAAACAGCAAAAAGGAAAAGCCUAAAAAGAGUACACCGGAACAAGAUGAUGGAUUUACAGAAAAGUACAGGAGAAGUGUCCUAGAUGUGGCUGUUCUAAAAGAGCAUCUUGCUCUAAGGUCCAGUGUAGCACGUCAGGCCACCGCAGUCAGAGAUGACUUGAAAAGUCAAAUAAGAGAUUUGGACCAAGUGCUUACUCAAGAGAGAUCAGACAUGAAGGACAUCACUGCAGAUCUCAAUCGUCAAUAUAAAUCAAUGGAAACGGAUCUGCAGACUAAAGUAGACAGGCUAGAAGUGAGUGUGGACUUGCUUCAGACACAACUGGCCGAGUGUCAGGUUCAAUUAAAAUCCGAGCGAGAGCAACGAGAGCAGAGGGAAGCGGAGAAAGAGGCCAUAAUUUCUGACCUCCAGUGCAAGCUGGACAGCAUGGAGAGAGAGUGCGAGAAGAUCAUGCACGGUUGUCUGGAUAGUUUGCUUUCUCAGCUGGCUGAGACUCGGUUGCAUUGGGAGGAGCAGAGUACAGUCAUUCAUCAGGAGGUCAAGGACACGCUCGUUGACUUCGGGAUAAAUCCACUUUACAUAUGAGGACAUCUUCAGUUUCACUGUUGAAAGGAACUGGUCAGCAAAGUUUUCGUGUUUUGGAUACUUGUCUUGAACCUGGGUUGGGAGCACAACUCAUUGACAUCAAAUCAGUAAUCAUGUAAAGGCAUGUCAAGAUAGACUAAUAGACCUGAUGGGAACAUUUGCAUUUGUUUAUAAUAUAAAAAAUGGCCAUUUUAAAGCUGAGUUAGUUAGCUUCUUCAUUACAUUCCGCACUAACUAAAAAGUAUUCUUAUGCAAAGAUUAUAGAGUAGUCUAUGUCAGAUUUAAAUUUCACUCCAAUGCAUAUUUAUAUAACUGUGUAUGUGACAAAUAAUCUUAAAUCUUUAAAGCUGUCAAACUGAGUUCCCAUUGUUCAAAAAUGAAGGAUGAAGCCCCAGGAUAUCUAAUUUUCUAGUUAAAUUAUGCCUUUGAGAAGAGUAAUUCAUUCCUGCUAUUCUUACACAAUUUCUGAAAGCAGUCAAAUCUGUUGGCAAUAAUGAAACAUUGUGGUUUUUGAUAAAAACAGUAUUCAUCACAUGAGAACAUAACGACCUUUUAUGUCAAAUUAAUAACCUUUUAUUAUGUUAUCAUUGUUCUUUUCAUAGCAAUUUGUAGUACAUUGUCUGCAGACACUUGUUUGUGCCUUUACAUUACUAAUGAUUGUACUCCACUCAAAAGUGCAGCUCACUCUGCGACCAGCAGAUGACUCUGUUGGCUUAUUUUUUCUUGUUUGUUCUUCCAUUGGUCAUUGCUAUUUAAUUAAACAUAAUGAAACUCAAAUUCUUCAAAUAAAA
Messenger RNA from Triplophysa rosa, 1819 nucleotides. RefSeq names its product coiled-coil domain containing 153 (gene drc12). Bases 420 to 1028 code for a protein of 202 amino acids. The record is from RefSeq and is a predicted model, not a curated record. NCBI's taxonomy places the organism in Eukaryota, Metazoa, Chordata, Actinopteri, Cypriniformes, Nemacheilidae. The transcript is spliced from 6 exons.